Messenger RNA from Penicillium macrosclerotiorum, 1578 nucleotides. Its product is annotated as cytochrome P450. The record is from RefSeq and is a predicted model, not a curated record. Bases 1 to 1578 code for a protein of 525 amino acids. The transcript has 5 exons. Gene Ontology annotation, molecular function: oxidoreductase activity, acting on paired donors, with incorporation or reduction of molecular oxygen; heme binding; iron ion binding. Lineage: Eukaryota; Fungi; Ascomycota; Eurotiomycetes; Eurotiales; Aspergillaceae.
AUGACCACAAGUGGUACAUUGGCGGAAUUUGCCUGGACGGCUCUCUUGACAGCAUGCACCAACUGGUCAUGGACCUUCGUUAUAUCCAGUGCUAUUGUACUUUGGACAUCCUACGUACUGGUGCAUGAGUUAUUGGUGUCGCCGCUGGCGAAGUAUCCUGGCCCCAAACUAUGGGCUCUCUCGAAUCUUCCAUCCCAGAUUAGCUUGAUGAGAGGGCAUCACCACCUCAAAAUGCUUGCUCUCCACAAUCACUAUGGACCCAUAGUUAGGACUGGACCGACAACUCUGUCUUUCAACACUGCAAAGGGGUUCCGGGAUAUCUAUGGUUUCCGCCCGGGUGUACCGCAGUUCCCCAAAGACCCUAAAGUCUACGGCUCUUCGCUGAUGCCCACCCGCGAUGCAGUUGGUGGGUUCCUCAGCAAUGAAGCUCAUAGUAGACAGCGACGACUAUUGGCGCACGGUUUCUCCGACCGAUCGAUUCGCGACUUGGAGCCGCGUAUCAUCAUUUUCAUGGAUCUUUUCAUUUCUCGCCUGCGUGACCAGGCGCGCCAGCACAAAAAUGUGAAUAUUAAGGCAUGGUUGGAGUUCGCUGCCUUUGACAUUACCGGGGAUCUUAUGUUUGGCGAAACAUUUGACUGCCUCCGUGAUAGCCAGCUGCAUCCGUGGAUCGAGUUUAUCUUUAGCAGUAUCAUGGGAACCACCAUCCUCAGUGCGAUACGCCAUUUUCCCAUACUCGCUAUGUUACAAGAGAUUUGCACCCCUUCUUGGUUCAGACAACAGUUGAUGCAAAACUUCAAGCUUAGUGCGGAAAAGGCUGAGAGGCGAAUAGCGCAAGGAAUAGCCCGGGCGGAUUUCAUGUCGGCCAUGCUGAAGAACGGGAUAGCCGAUGCCAGCAGCUCGCCGCAAUCAAUGCUAGGAGAGAAGCCUAUUAUUCAAAUGUCUCGUCAUGAGAUUCAUGCUAAUUCAACUUUCAUUAUUCUUGCAGGGAGCGAGACCACCGCCACGGCCCUUUCCGGCUGUAUCUACUACCUCUGCACCAACCCUUCUGCACUGAAAAGAUUAAUCGAUGAUGUGCGAGAAGAAUUUUCAAAUGAUGUGGAGAUAACCAAUGCCAAAUGCGCCAACCUGCCCUUCGUGGAUGCUGUUAUAGAUGAGGGAUUGCGACUAUAUUCCCCCAUGGCGGCCCAUCUACCCCGCGUUGUCCCUUCGGGAGGUGCAACGGUUGCCGGUAAUUUCCUUCCUGAAGAUACCAAUGUUCACGUUCCGCACUAUGCAUCGUAUAUGAGCGAAUCGAACUUUUUCCGUGCCAAAGAGUUCCUCCCGGAACGAUGGCUGCAAUCCGAUCCCCAAUUUGAAGCGGAUCAAAGAGAUACCUUGCAGCCAUUCUCUUUGGGCGCCCGAAAUUGCUUGGGGAAAAGUCUGGCAUACCUGGAGAUGCGUCUCACAAUUGUGAAACUAGUCUUCAAUUUUGAUCUGGAGUUAUGCCCAGAGAGUAAGAAAUGGAGUGAUCAGCACUCAUACUUUAUCUGGCAUAAGCCGGCUUUGAUGGUGCGGCUAAUAGAUAGGUUUGCUGAGUAG